CAAAUCGCCCUUUUGGUCCCUCGCUGCUUCCCGUCGGCUCCGUCUCAUCCCGGAAGUUGUACCUUUCUCUUGACACGUAGCAGCCGCAGCUCAGUUGGCAGGAGUCUGGACGGAUUUGUCAGACAUCACUGUGAGAGAUGUCGGGGUUUGACAACUUCAACACAGACUUUUACCAGUCCAGCUACAGUGUAGAUGACCAAAACCAGGCCGUCUAUGGCUACAGCAACCCGGAAAACCCUCACAACAAGCAAUACGGACAGUAUGACUACUCCCAGCCGAUGGGAUACGCCGCCCCCGGGAUGAUGCAACCCCAGCAGCCAUACACCGGACAGAUCUUCCAGCCCACACAGACAUACACUCCAUCCCCGACACAAUCCAUGUACUCGAGCAGCUUUGAUGAUGAACCACCUCUGCUAGAAGAAUUAGGGAUCAACUUCGACCACAUCUGGCAGAAGACUCUGACCGUGCUCCACCCUAUGAAGGUAGCAGACGGCAGCAUCAUGAAUGAGACGGACCUGGCGGGCCCCAUGGUCUUCUGUUUGGCUUUCGGAGCGACGCUUCUCCUGUCCGGUAAGAUCCAGUUCGGCUACGUGUACGGUAUCAGCGCGAUCGGCUGCUUGGGAAUGUACUGCCUCCUCAACCUCAUGAGUAUGACGGGCGUCUCCUUCGGCUGCGUGUCCAGCGUGCUCGGAUACUGCCUCCUCCCCAUGAUCCUCCUCUCCAGCUUUGGAGUCCUCUUCUCUUUACAGGGAAUGAUGGGAAUAAUAAUAACAGCAUCAAUCAUCGGCUGGUGCAGCUUCUCGGCGUCUAAGAUCUUCAUUUCGGCGUUGGCCAUGGACGGGCAGCAGCUCCUGGUUGCGUACCCCUGCGCUCUUCUAUACGGGGUCUUUGCUCUCAUCUCUGUCUUCUAAUAAAGUCAUUCAGUAACAGCUCA
Molecule: messenger RNA, 934 nt
Organism: Notolabrus celidotus (New Zealand spotty)
Lineage: Eukaryota; Metazoa; Chordata; Actinopteri; Labriformes; Labridae
Gene: yipf5
Product: Yip1 domain family, member 5
Exons: 6
Coding region: 138-911 (257 amino acids)
Biological process (GO): regulation of ER to Golgi vesicle-mediated transport; endoplasmic reticulum to Golgi vesicle-mediated transport; vesicle fusion with Golgi apparatus
Cellular component (GO): trans-Golgi network; membrane
Source: RefSeq, a predicted model, not a curated record